Lichtheimia ornata is the source of this 462-nucleotide messenger RNA. RefSeq lists its product as uncharacterized. The transcript has 2 exons. The record is from RefSeq and is a predicted model, not a curated record. The coding region runs from base 1 to 462 and encodes 153 amino acids. NCBI's taxonomy places the organism in Eukaryota, Fungi, Mucoromycota, Mucoromycetes, Mucorales, Lichtheimiaceae.
AUGACGGCAGUGAUGCUUGACCAAUUCGGUAGCAACCUCGUGCAUGUUGCCACGGUAACAGUGGGUGCAUCGCAAUCCUACUACUUUCGACAAAAGUUGAGCGACGAAAAGACAUCGGCAUGCAAUUAUCGACAACCAAAGCAAAUCAUACCAUCAGUCCCACGCACUCGCACACGUCCCCCACCAGGUUCUAGUUUAUCGCCUAUUCGCUCUCACAAGUUACCUCCUCGUCGUGGUCCAGUUUCCUCCUUCUCCUCUUCUCCUCAAAAGUCUUUAGCAUCCAUACCAUUGCCACCUUUAUCCACGUCACGUUUACCACAACCACCACCACCACCGCAAACAACAUCAGCAGGAAAACAGCGAAAGAGAAAAGUCAGCUUUGAUAAUCAAGUAGUCGUUGUCCAUACUGUGAUUCAAGCAGAUGAUGAUGAAGAUAUCGACGAUCCAAAUUCAACAUCAUGA